AUGUUUCAAUUUCAGGGAGUUUGGUAUGAAAUAAAAAGAACAUUUACAUUAUUCGAAACGGGAUUAAAAUGUUCUGCAACAAUUAUUACCAAUGUCGAAAAUGGGAAUGCAUUAUUUAGAAGAACAGGAGUUAAUAUUAUAAAUCGGCAUUUUAUUAUAAUGCAAGGUAAAUUACGUACUGUCAAUUCUAUAUCUCCAGCAAAUAUGGAGCUUACACUAGGAGCACUUCGUUUCAGAUCGAUAUAUAAAAUUAUAGAUACAAAUUACGAAGAUUAUGCAGCAGUAUGGAGUUGUUAUGAAUCGCCAUUAUUAGCUGGAACUCUUGGUCACACAGAGAACUUAUGGAUUCUUUCACGUCAAAUACUUUUGAAACCAGAAUAUUUGAAUAAAAUGUUUGAUGUUAUAGAUUCUCUUAACAUAAGCAGAGCUACCUUAAUUGACACUAAUUUUAAUAACUGUACAGAUAUAAGUGGAAGAUUAAAUAGCAAAUUAUCUUCACAUUUUUAA
Molecule: messenger RNA, 507 nt
Organism: Centruroides sculpturatus (bark scorpion)
Lineage: Eukaryota; Metazoa; Arthropoda; Arachnida; Scorpiones; Buthidae
Product: apolipoprotein D-like
Exons: 5
Coding region: 1-507 (168 amino acids)
Source: RefSeq, a predicted model, not a curated record